AUGCAGCCAAGCUUUGUUGCAAGUGCCUGCGAUGCCAGCUGCCCUUUCCCGCUGAACAAUCUUCCGUACGGCGUAUUCUCACAGAAGGACACCAGCCGCUCCGUAUGUGUUGCCAUCGGCGAUCGACCUCUCGUCACUGCCAAAACCGCUGGAACCAUAUUUUCCGAAGCAACCCUGAAUGCUUUCCUCGCACUUGGAAAGCCAGCGUGGCUUGAAGUUCGCGUUGCUCUCCAAGAUGCACUCUCUGCUGCUCCUAAGCGGCAGAAUAUGCAGGCGGAACUCAUGCCGCUGCAGUCUGAUGUCACCAUGCAUCUCCCGGCAAAGAUUGGCGACUACACAGACUUUUACUCGUCUCUGAACCAUGCCAGAAACGUAGGAACAAUGUUUCGCGGUCCCGAGAACGCAUUGCCGCCCAACUGGCUUCAUAUGCCAAUUGGGUAUCACGGACGUGCGUCUUCUGUUGUUGUAUCUGGUACUCCUGUCACUAGACCAUGCGGCCAACUUCGUCCGAAUCCGGAAGCACCACCAGUGUUUGCUCCUUGUAGGUUGCUUGAUUUCGAGCUCGAAAUGGCGACAUUGAUCGGAGGUCCAGAGAACGAACUGGGAAAACGGAUACCAAUGAAUGAGGCUGGCGACCGCAUCUUUGGCUUUUCCCUCAUGAACGAUUGGAGUGCGAGGGACAUUCAGAAGUGGGAGUAUGUGCCACUUGGGCCUUUUGGCGCGAAGAGCUUCGCCACGACGAUUAGUCCAUGGAUUAUUCCAUUAGAAGCACUUGAGCCGUUUAAACAAGAGCCGCAAGCACAAGACCCCGAGGUGCUACCUUACUUGAGAGGGGAAAGUAGCAUGAGAGGACAUUGCACAUACAACAUUGACCUUACUGUGAAGCUGCAAAGUGUCGCAGGAGAGCUGCCAUCCACCGUUUGUAGAAGUAACUUCAAAAACUUGUACUGGACAGUUGCCCAACAAAUUACUCAUCACGCCGUGACUGGUUGCAAUAUGCAACCUGGUGACUUGAUAGCAUCCGGAACCAUAUCUGGGGAAGAUGCGUCCGCGUUUGGUUCAAUGCUAGAGCUAUCCUGGAAGGGGACAAAGGAGAUAGCAUUAGAGAACUGUGAUUCUCCAACCACACGGAAAUUUUUGCAGGAUGGUGACACUGUAGUUAUGGAAGGCCACGCAGUUGGCAAUGGUUUUACAAUCGGCUUCGGUGACUGCUCGGGUAAUAUUUUACCAGCAUCUAAAGAGUAAAACGUCUCGAAAGCGCUUCUCAAA
This is a messenger RNA of Chondrus crispus (carragheen), 1269 nucleotides long. RefSeq lists its product as hypothetical. The record is from RefSeq and is a predicted model, not a curated record. Bases 1 to 1245 code for a protein of 414 amino acids. The transcript is spliced from 5 exons. Gene Ontology annotation, molecular function: fumarylacetoacetase activity. NCBI's taxonomy places the organism in Eukaryota, Rhodophyta, Florideophyceae, Gigartinales, Gigartinaceae. Gene Ontology annotation, biological process: homogentisate catabolic process; L-phenylalanine catabolic process; L-tyrosine catabolic process.